Molecule: messenger RNA, 1241 nt
Organism: Myxocyprinus asiaticus (Chinese sucker)
Lineage: Eukaryota; Metazoa; Chordata; Actinopteri; Cypriniformes; Catostomidae
Product: zinc finger protein 706-like
Exons: 4
Coding region: 355-609 (84 amino acids)
Source: RefSeq, a predicted model, not a curated record
CUGACAUAUUUUACAGAAUAAUUUUUCUUCUGUCGAUUUUAAAGACGUUUUUGUCAGUAGUGAUAUGAUUUUAAGUUGGUCAUCCAGCACACUGUAAUUACUGUGUUUAGAGAGAGUUUUGAAGAAGGCGUUGUGUCGCCGGAUGAGGAAGAGCUACAAGCUCAUGUGAUCUUUGCGCCCUCUAUUUUGGAUCAUUAAAAUAAAUUUCUCCUCCCAGCGAAAAUCACUAGUCGUUAUUUAUACAUUUAUAAUAUUUGACAUUUAUACUUAAUGCGUUUAGCUAGACACGGUUAUCAGCGUGGUUACAGGUGUCUGACGGCAGCAUGAUGGAUUGUUUUGAUUGUUCAUUUUCUAAUGAACUUCAUUCAGAAGGCCGUCAUGGCUCGUGGGCAACAGAAGAUUCAGUCUCAACAGAAGAACGCAAAGAAAGCUGCUGAGAAGAAGAAAUCUCAAGGGGCAGAUCAAAAGACUGCUGCCAAAGCAGCACUGGUCCACACAUGUCCUGUCUGCAGGACACAGAUGCCAGACCCCAAGACAUUUAAACAGCAUUUUGAAAGCAAACACCCAAAGUCUUCAAUGCCUCCUGAGCUGGCGGAUGUGCAAGUAUAAAGGACACAAGAAAUGAACAUGGACCUAAAACAGGGACCCCGGUUUAAACGACAUCAUUAGACCUGGCCAACUGACUCGACUCUCUGUAUUGCAGAAACAUAGACCAUGGACCAGGUGUGGACAGGAUGACAAGAGAGCUUAGGAUGAACUCAAGCACACCAGCACUCAUUUUUUUCUUUUUUUUUAUAUAUAUAUUUUUAUAUGUGCAUAUUGCCUCCAUCUUUUCCAAGUGUGCAAUGUGUCUCUCAUUGCCAUGUGCUGUAACUCUCCAUAUUUAUUCACCACUAAUGGCACAACAUCUUUCCCCCUUGUCCAUGGUGUUUUUGUGCCUGUAAAUUUAAUUUUCAGAUUAUUAUUUGGUGCUGUCCACCAUAUUUUCUAAAAGAUAUCAGAAAUGCCUGUAAAUUCCCUGAUCUUUUAAUUGUGAAACAAUUGAGAGAUGCACCUCUGUGUGUAUUAUUAAUAAUAGUGACCAGGAUUGGGAUUGAAUUGCAUUGAUUGACAUGCUUGAAAUGAACACAAAUGCGGUUAGAAAUGUACCUGCUGAAGUAGACAGAAUUAUAUGAUGAGUCAGUGCCCAUGCUAUUGUUACUUUGUUUUCUAAAGUUUUCAAUAAAUGUAUAUGCAUAUAA